Molecule: messenger RNA, 2706 nt
Organism: Truncatella angustata
Lineage: Eukaryota; Fungi; Ascomycota; Sordariomycetes; Amphisphaeriales; Sporocadaceae
Product: nitrate reductase
Exons: 2
Coding region: 1-2706 (901 amino acids)
Biological process (GO): nitrate assimilation; nitric oxide biosynthetic process
Molecular function (GO): nitrate reductase (NADPH) activity; heme binding; molybdenum ion binding
Source: RefSeq, a predicted model, not a curated record
AUGGACGUCAUCACGCUACCUCAACGAACGCCGAAGGCGCCGGAAUCCGCCUUUAGUCCACAUUUUCCACCAUCACCUCCAGAGACUGCCGCUCAUACCAGGGAGCCAAGCACUGAUGGCGAUUCAGUCAAGUCUGAUAUGUCUUGUGACACGAGCGAAUAUGCGAUUCAUGGUACUAGGUCAUAUCCUCUACCUCCCAAGUCAAACCCAGGCAACAAAAUUCUGGAGCAAGAUCUGAAGACGCCAGAUAACCAUGUCGAACGCGAUCCUCGUUUAAUACGCCUGACCGGUGUUCACCCAUUCAAUGUGGAGGCACCUCUUACUGACCUGUUUGAUGAGGGCUUUCUGACGUCGAAAGAUCUACAUUACGUUCGAAACCAUGGCGCUGUCCCGAAAGUGGAAGAUUCUGAGAUUAUGGACUGGGAGUUCGUGGUCGACGGCAUGGUGGAGCAACCAAUCAGAAUGAGCCUCUCAGAUCUGAUCAGGGACUACGAACAAGUCACAUAUCCCGUCACUCUUGUAUGUGCUGGCAACCGUAGGAAAGAGCAAAACGUUGUAAGGAAAACGAAAGGCUUCUCUUGGGGAGCUGCUGGUCUCUCGACAGCUCUUUGGACGGGGACUGUGAUCGGCGAUCUACUCAGAAAAGCAAUGCCGAAACGAGGUGCCAAGUAUGUGUGCUUCGAGGGUGCAGACAAGCUGCCCAACGGAUAUUAUGGUACAUCGGUCAAGCUGAACUGGUGUAUGGAUCCAAAUCGCGGCAUCAUGUUGGCGCAUCGGAUGAACGGUGAACCACUGCAUCCAGAUCAUGGCAAGCCUUUGCGGAUUGUGAUACCCGGCCAGAUUGGUGGACGCAGUGUGAAAUGGCUGAAGAAGAUUACCGUCACUGCAGAACCGAGUGACAACUGGUAUCACAUAUACGAUAACAGGGUACUUCCGACCAUGGUCGACCCGGAACAGAGUGCAAACCUCCCAGAGACCUGGAAAGACGAAAGAUAUGCGAUUUACGAUUUGAACACCAACAGUGCCACAUGUUAUCCGGCGCAUGAUGAGCGAUUAUCUGUUGCCAGUACGCUUGGUACUUACAAUGUUCGUGGCUACGCAUACGCCGGCGGAGGCAAACGUGUGACAAGAGUCGAGGUCACCCUAGAUAAAGGAAAGACUUGGACGUUGGCCGAUAUUUCAUACCCUGAGGAUGAAUACCGCCAAGCGCACGAAGAUGAGCAACUCUAUGGAGGACGGCUCGAUAUGACUUGGAGAGAGGCAUGCUUUUGUUGGUGUUUCUGGAACUUGGAGAUCCCGAUUGCUUCUUUGCAGCAAGCGGACGAUAUCAUGGUCCGAGCUAUGGACGACUCCAUGAUGGUGCAGCCUCGUGAUAUGUAUUGGAGUGUGCUUGGUAUGAUGAACAACCCUUGGUUCCGGGUAGUAAUACACAAAGAGGCGCACGGUUUGCGUUUCGAGCAUCCAACACUACCUGCGCUGAUGCCUGGUGGGUGGAUGGAGCGUGUCAAGAAAGCCGGCGGCAACCUAUCCAACGGCAACUGGGGCGACAGAGUGGGAGGUGAAGAGGAGGUCCUUGUUCCGCAGGAAGAAGCCAAGGAGAUCUGCAUGACUAACAAGGACGUAACCAGAUUUAUUUCGAUCGACGAGCUCAAGAAGCACGACGGAGAGGUUGAGCCUUGGUUCGUUGUGAAGGGCGAAGUCUAUGAUGGCACGGAAUUCCUCGAUGGACAUCCCGGUGGUGCGGCCUCCAUCUUCGGUGCGGCCGGUCAAGAUGCCACCGAGGAGUUCGUGGCUAUUCACAGCGAAAAUGCGAAAGCAAUGAUGCCCGACUACCACAUUGGCACGCUUGACAAAGCGUCGCAAGAUAUCCUAGCAAAUAGUGAGACCUUCGCAGAAGAAAACCUCUCACCACGCGACACGUUCCUUCAGUCGAAGGUCUGGACAAGGGCCAUCUUGACCGCUAAAAGGAAAGUGUCAGCAGACACCAAGAUCUUCACUUUCGAUCUAGAGCACCCCUCCCAGACUUGUGGCUUGCCAACAGGCAAGCACCUUAUGAUGCGACUACGGGACCCCGUCACACGAGAAGCCAUUAUCAGAUCGUACACGCCUAUAUCCGAGACCAAUGAGCAAGGCAAACUGCAUAUUUUGAUCAAGGUAUACUACGACUCCCCGGAGCGGAAAGGUGGUAGAAUGACUCAAGCACUCGAUGCUAUUCCCGUCGGCCAUUGGGUCGACUUCAAGGGUCCUACCGGCCACUUCGAAUACGUCGGCCGCGGUAUGUGUUUGAUAGGAACGAAGCAACAAAAGGUGAAGCGCUUCAUCAUGGUGUGCGCCGGCUCGGGCAUCACUCCCAUCUUCCAGGUAUUGCGGGCUGUAUUGCGGGAUUCAGAAGACCCAACCCAGUGUGUCGUCCUGAAUGGAAACAGGAUAGAGGAAGACAUACUCUGCAGGGAAGAGCUCGAUGCAAUGGUAACGGGUAACGAGAACAAGUGCAAAUUACUUUACACUCUUAGUAAGCCGGGGCCAAGCUGGACUGGGCUGAAGGGCCGCAUGAACCAGGAGCUUUUUGAGAAGGAGGUUGGACCCUGUAGGAGUAUCAAUGGGGAGGAGCUGGUAUUAAUCUGUGGGCCAGAGCCGUUGGAAAAGAGCGUCAAAUCGAUAUUGACGGGCAUGGGCUGGAAGGAGGAAGAUCUGUUGUUCUUCUGA